Coccinella septempunctata (seven-spotted ladybird) is the source of this 2098-nucleotide messenger RNA. RefSeq lists its product as uncharacterized. NCBI's taxonomy places the organism in Eukaryota, Metazoa, Arthropoda, Insecta, Coleoptera, Coccinellidae. The record is from RefSeq and is a predicted model, not a curated record. The coding region runs from base 84 to 1955 and encodes 623 amino acids. The transcript has 10 exons.
UUACUGACGUCUGUCAUAUAUAUUCCGUGCUGACAGAUUGUGUAUAAUUUUUCCUCAACUUUACACCUUUUUGUCGAUCUCCGAUGGUUUAUAUUGAGAAAGAUAAGAAGUUGGGUAGGAUAAAAAGGAACCGCUGUUGUAGAAUAAUCCCAGAGGAUGAGCACAAGCUCAAGCGUCUCUUCCGACAACGAAAAAAGCAUGUCGCUAAAGAGCUGGUGAAGGAUGUGGGAGUUAUAAAAACAGACGAGACGGAAAAACUGAUGAAUGUGGAAGACAGGUUGGAUAAGAAAAGACGAGAAGCCGAGGUUAAACGGGCCAGUUUGGUUGAGCAGUGGAACAAAUUGAGGAUGGAGGAGGAGGCUUUUCACUGCGUCGUUGUGGAGUUCAAUCAGUUCACAAUCGAAAACAGGGAGAGAGUACGGAGGGAGGAGGUCAGGAUAGUUGACCUGCGUGAUAAGAGAAUCGAGAAGGAGCUUGAAAUAUCAGAAAGAAGAAGAAAAAUCGUCUACUUUCAGAAUAUCCUCGAUAAGAUGAAACAGGAGCUGGAGAGGCACGUUUUGUACGAGAACUUCCUGAAUCAAUUCACGAACUGUGUUAAAGCCAAGAAUAUUGACGAUGUGCUGUACAGGUACGCUGUGCUGUUGGACUCCAGGGAGCAUAUGGAACAGACCACAAACAAGAGACAAAUAUCUAUAAGCCAUUAUUCUAGGGAUUACAGUCGAAUCCUCCAAAACUGGGGCAGCAAACUGCUCAAAUUCAGCGAGAAGCUGACCAUGCAAUCGAAAAAGUUCGAGGAGGCCAAACGUCUGGUCCAGUACUGGGAGAGAACCGUCAUCGACAUAGAGAAACACGUGCAGAAGAUAUGGACGGACCUGGAGAUGACGCGAGACGCGCUUGACAAUUUCGUGGUCCUUCUCCUGAUCCGCAUGGUGGCCAAGCUCUCGCCCGACUUCCUCAAGCAAAACAGGGAUAUCGAACAGAAACUGCUCACCACGGAGGGUAGGCUGCUCUUCAUGAACAAGAUGUUGAGGGAUGUCGCGCGUGUCAAGGAGGAGUUCCUGAAGGAAGAGGAACUCCCCGGCGAGGUUGACGAGUCGCCUGAAGCGAAGGAGCGACCACAGAAAAUCGCAUCGUGGAAAAAGAGAAGGCCCUUGGCAAUGAAAUUUCCCAAAAUAGGUACAGGUACGGCCUUGAUACUAGACACGUUGGAGAAAAAAAUGAAAGGCAUUGCGCCCCCGUUCGACAAGACGAAAACUAGAAGAUUGUCAAAGAGCGAGGAAUCAUCGCAAAAGAGCUUCAAUACGGCUUCCACCAUGGAGUCCGACAGAAUUGUCGGCUCCAGAGCCAGAGCGAUGACAACGUGGUUCAUCACCAAAGAGGGCAAGAAGAGGACUAGUCGACACAAAAUUAUCGAGGAGCCCGUUAACGUUACCAGGACCACGCUUUUGUCUUCAGCCCGGGGUCGUGAGGAAAGCAUACCUUGGAGCAGAAAAUCUGGAUUCCUCCCCAUCAAAUAUUCCUGCGUAUCGCUGACGACGGAUCCUUCGUACAAUAUAUUGGAAGAGAAGAGAACCAAACUGCGCGAUAGAAUCGUAGAGAGAAACUUCGAAAGAUACGAAAAAUUCGUUCGCAAGAAUUUGGACACCGACAGUUCUGUAAUGAAAAUAAACAAGAAAACCGGAAAAUUAGAAUUACCGAAGCUGAAGUUUACAGCGAAGCAGAUACAACAGAGGAAAUCCAUAUGUCGUAUCAAUAUUCCCCUUCUCGAAGCAGGAGCUAUACGAAAACAUAAGAAGAAAAGAGAUGAUGACCGCUCCUUCAAGAGUACAUACUCUCAGGCUUCCUCUGUCAAGACUGCGAAGAGUAAAAAGGAGAUGAUAGAUUUGGAAGAGAUAAGAAAAUUCUUAAGUCGGCCAACUAUUCUACAACACUUCACAUAUGGAAAUCUUACAUGAAGAUUUUUGUAGAUUUUAUUUUUAAGGACAACUUUUUAUGACAAACAUAUUUACACAUAUUUUACUGAAUAUACUUUGUUAUAUUUAUGAACCACUAUUAAUAAUGCAAUUCUUAAUAUUUUAUAAAUAAAGGAUAUCCAAAG